UACCCGAAAUAGGAGGGACCGGAAGUUUACUAAUAUUCACCUGACCUGUCUGGCAAAUAAAUUGUAAGCCAAUGUAGUUUGUUGUUGUUAUUUUAAAAACGCUGUACGUCCGGACAGAUGGACCCAAAGGGACCCUCGCUUUAUGCAGCAGGCUCCUCGGCAGAUAUGACACGAAGCAUAGAGGAAGAGUCUUUGGUGGAUGGGCCCCUGAUCUCUGCUGAUGCCCUCCACUCUGCCAUCAGGAGAGAGUUUCAAACUGUGCCAACACACUGCCAUGCCAUCCUGCUGACUCUGCUGCAUGUUGUUUAUGUUGUGUUGUCAGUCUGCGUAGCAGUGCUGUGUGUAUUAAAAUUCGGCCAAGAGGAAGUGUGCAAGAGUGUUUUGGGGACAGUCCAAGGCGACAGCGUCAUCGUGUUUGCAAAGGCGUGUUUAUGGAUCCUGGUGCUGGUGUUCACGGGCUGCGUGCAUCACCACCACAGUCGUGCUCGGAGCAGAGGAUACCUGCGGUUUUACAGACAAACGCAGAGGCUGAAACAGGUGCCGUUCAUCAUAAAUGCUGCAGGAAACACUCUGCUUAUGACUCUUCUGGCUGCGAGAUUACCACAGACUGUACACGUCUACGUGCUGCUCAGUAUUCUGGGAUUUGAGGUCUUGUUGACAUUGCCAUACCUGCUGUAUUACAUAGUUAAAGUGAUGCGGUUCAACAGAGAGCGCGCUGCACCAGAUGUGAGCCAGGAAGAGCUUUCACACACCUACAGCCUCACCAACGCACCGACUGAGACGGGCUUCAGAGGAAGCUCUAAUCUGGAGGAGGUGGUGGAGAAACAAGCCGAUCUGAUCGAGUACCUGAAACAGCACAACACCAUACUGAGCAAGAGGCUGCUCAACCUCACCGCACAGCACUAACCACAGUUUGGCCUCCUCAUCGAUGCCAGACGAGUACACCCACCAACGCUCUGCGGAAAAAGAGCCUGAUCAUUUAACUCUACAAGGAAUAAAAAAAAAAAAGCAAUUUGAGGCUUUAAAAGAAGGAGGACGCUGUGGGCAAAUGCACCUGUACACACAGACUGAGUGAGAGGGCUCCUCUGUGGGGCAUCUUCACCUGAAAUGGACAGAUAAUGGAGGAGGAGGUGAACUGAAAGCAGGAGGGCAGUUAAAGAGACAGAGGGGGGAAGUCGUGGGUCACAGAUCAGAGGUGAGGCGGGGGGGGGUGUUUAUCACUGUGCCACGACCCCCGGUGACCCACGUGUGCUGCCGCUUCUUGUCACUGUGAAAGAAACAGAACGGUGAAAUUGUUCUAAAGAUCAUCUUCACCGAGCAGGGAGAGGUUAUCACUUAUCAGGAUCAAACUAAACCAGAGCAGUUAAACCAUGCUGUAACACGUGUAAGUGCUUUUUAUGUAUCUAAAAAUGUGUGUGCCGGUGGUUUAUUCGAGUUGUGUGUUUCUUUGUUCAGUCACUGGAUUUGUUUGUGAUCAGAUUUCAAUAAAUCUUUAAUAUUCUUGUGA
Oreochromis aureus is the source of this 1507-nucleotide messenger RNA. It is a transcript of the gene tmem192, whose product is annotated as transmembrane protein 192. Bases 118 to 906 code for a protein of 262 amino acids. NCBI's taxonomy places the organism in Eukaryota, Metazoa, Chordata, Actinopteri, Cichliformes, Cichlidae. The record is from RefSeq and is a predicted model, not a curated record. Gene Ontology annotation, cellular component: late endosome; lysosomal membrane. The transcript is spliced from 6 exons.